Messenger RNA from Chelonoidis abingdonii (Abingdon island giant tortoise), 1728 nucleotides. The record is from RefSeq and is a predicted model, not a curated record. Lineage: Eukaryota; Metazoa; Chordata; Testudines; Testudinidae.
AUGAGCUGCCUGGGAGAUUGCAUAGGGGUGAGUUGCCCUCCUGAGGAGGAAUGCAGGAACGAGGACUCUUUAGAAGCAGAAAUUAACCAAAGGGGUCAGUUGCAAUCCUAUUGUGUACAUUAUUCACUUUCCAAGAACCCCCGCAUGUUGUCCCACAUGCAUUCUAUCCUCAUUGGUCACACCAGAGAGUACUUCUUUCUCACAGGUUUGCUGAACUGUCUGUCUUCAGCUCCUGACCCUCCCCAAAGCCAUCAUCACAGGUACAUAAAAGCUGUCUCUGACUCCGCUAUGUCUUCUGAGAAGCAAAUAAAUGAUUCUUCCCUAGAGAACCAGGAACAGGAGCAACAGGUAGGUAGAUGUAUUAAGAGGGACUUCUUUUUCUCCUUGCUCCUCCAGAUUGAAUAUAUGAAGCAAGGAGUGGAUCAGAAGCUUCAAGAUGGCCAAGAGAAGCUCCACCAAAUGUGGCUGGACUGGAGCAAAAGGCAGACAGGAGGGAGUGAGGACACAGACUUGGUACAAGCUGAGCAACUGGAGUCUCGUGCUCUGACAAUGUUUCUGAGCAUUAUACAGCAGCUGCAGGCAACCUGCCUGACCCUAAUGUCAAGCAUCCAAGGCUUCCCCUCCAACAUUCAGGAUAAGGUGCAGCAGGUUUGCCACAGCACAAAAGAGCUCCAGGCUUCUUUCUCCACAGUCCACUCCUUCCAAGACCUCUCCAGCAGAAUCCUGACCCAGAGCCGCAAACAGGUCACCAAAGCCCAGGGCUACAUUGAUGAGCUGCUAGAGUACAUAGUGCACAACACUCCUCUGUCCUGGCUAGUGGGACCCUUCAUGCUGUCUGGUAAAAUACCAGAAGAAGCCAUGGAACCAUCAGAAUGAGGGGGGGGGGGAAGACUAAGUGGCUUCCAUAAUCAGCUCUGUCAAACUUACUGCAACUCACUUGUAAAGGACCGAAUUUUCCUUAACACUUUUAUAGUGAUUAACAAUAAGGUCUGAAAGCUUAAACCUUUGUGCAGCCACCUCCUGACAUUAGAUUGAAUUGCUUUUUCUUGUAGGGAAAUGAAGCUGCUUGCAGCUCCUGGCUCAAACGUUCUUCACCACAAUCCUGGAGAGGCACUUUCUCCCCAGGUAGCUUAGGGUAGAACUCCAUCUCACAUCUUGCAUGGGCUGCAUGCUACCUGGGGCUGAGCUAAGAUAAAAACAAUGAUUGAGUUUGCUUUCUAAACAGGAAUGUCGUCACCAGCAGUAUCUGUUUAAAAUGAGGGUGAAAUAUGACUGUAAAACAAUACAUAAGCUGCAUACUACACUCCAGGAACUCAACAACCUACAUCUAGAAUACUCCCCACAAUCUUCAAGUAGUGGCUGAGAACUAGGUUUCUUCUGGGGAAAGCUGUUUUUUGCCACAGGUGAGGUAGACUUCUCCAACUUGGAGAAGUUCUUGCUAGACCUCUAAGACUUCCUCCUUGAAGCAGUGAGAAAUGGUACUAAAUACACCUUCAGCUCUAGGUGUCUCAUGUGGCUUGCUGAACAAGUCCAUUGACAAGCACUAGAAAGGCCAUGGUGGGAGGAGGGGUGUAUAAAAACACUGUUAGUCAGAUGACUGUAACCAGUGUAUUGGUGACUACCUUUACACUUGUUUUGGUAACUGGCUCACUCAUAUUCCCUUGUCACUUCUCCUCAAAUUGCUGUAGUAGAGAACUUUUGUCUCUUGUAAAAUAAAGGUAUAUUGCA